CCACAGUAAACCUCAACACUUAUCACCACCUACUUCACAAGAUCAUAGACGAGAAACGAAGACAGAAGCAGAAUGAGUGCCACAGCGCUGCAGACCACAGGUUUUGUAUCAGGUGCCAUCGGUACAGUUGGAGUUCUUGCAGCUACAGUUAUGGAUGUCUGGUGCACUGAAGACCAGCAGGAGAACAAGGCAACUUCCAUCCAGCAUUAUAAGGGCCUGUGGAAGGACUGUGAGGUGUCUCAGUCUGGACUCACUGAGUGCCAACCUCUCUACAGCCAACUGAGCUUCUCAAGAAUCCUUCAGACUAUAAGAGCUCUGAUGAUAGUAGCAAUUUUAGUUGGUGUGAUUGCAGUGUUCAUUGGAUUCUUCUGUCUAAAGUGCCUCAAUAUGAGAUGCAUGGAUCUACUGACCAAGGCAAAACUGAUGCUAAGUGCAGGGAUUUUGUUUAUCAUUGCCGGCAUUUUUGAUAUUUCUGGAUCAUCAGUGUAUGCCGAUCAAAUGGUGCCCAGUUUCAUGAUGAGCCAAUACAAUCAAAAGCAAGAUGAGAAGGGAGUGAUACAAUGUGGGAAUGGCAUGGGAGGAAUGAAUUCAUUUGCUUCCAGCUACACAUUUGGUCCAGCUCUCUAUGUAGCCUGGGUAGGUGGAGCUCUGUUAAUUUUGGGAGGAAUUUUGAAAUGCAUCGCCUUCAAAACUAUGGAAACGAUAACACUGAAACAAGACAGGGAUGUAUUUACAACCACGCAGUCCAGCACAGUGGAGCAGAUGCAGAGUGUCACUUGCAUGAGAGGAGAACAACAACAAAUUGAAUGAAAGAAAAACAUUCUCUGAAAGAAUGCCUUGCAUUGAUGAACAGAAGUAAUCUUUUUAGAUUCUGAAGAUAUUUUGAUAAUUACAGUUAAAAAGUGUUAAAUGAUUUGUUAUGUCUAUUCAGAUAUUAUGGCUUGUAUAUGGGUAAAUUGGUCAGAUAACGUUUGUGACACAGGGAGUGUCACAGAAACUUAAGGUUCAAUAGCUAAUCACUGUAAAUAAUUUGCUGUUUAAAAUUCUAAUAAACUACCAGUUAUACUUGA
This is a messenger RNA of Carassius gibelio (silver crucian carp), 1070 nucleotides long. Its product is annotated as claudin-18-like. Gene Ontology annotation, molecular function: structural molecule activity. The record is from RefSeq and is a predicted model, not a curated record. The transcript is spliced from 5 exons. Gene Ontology annotation, cellular component: plasma membrane; bicellular tight junction. Gene Ontology annotation, biological process: cell adhesion; bicellular tight junction assembly. Bases 73 to 810 code for a protein of 245 amino acids. NCBI's taxonomy places the organism in Eukaryota, Metazoa, Chordata, Actinopteri, Cypriniformes, Cyprinidae.